AUGACAACGUCUUAUGAUGGCGCAAUCAUUCACUUUAAUUUGAAUAUGAGACAUUAUCUACUUUUCUCUCUUUUCUCUCGCCCUGUUUUUCCUCUGUUUCAUGCUUUAGUUUCUCUCUCUAAAUUCCACUUCAUAUUUUCUUUUCUUCACAAUCCCUAUCCUCUUUUCCCAAUUUCGUUUGAAUCUCUUGAUUUUCUUAUUCUCUCUUCCCUCUCUCGCUGCUUUCUAAUUGCCUCUCUCUUUAUAGGUUACUUUGUAUUUUUUGCCUCUCUCUUACUACUGUUUCCCUCUCUCAUUGCUUUCUCACCAUGUCUCUUUGUUCUUCUGAUUACUCUCUCAACAUCACUCUCAUUGCAUUCUCUUUCUCACUAUCUAUCUCUUUGCUUUUUCUCACACUCUCAAUUUUUGACUUUCUUUACAAUCUCUUUCAAAAAUAUAACUAUCAGUAUCUCUCUUUCUCACUGCUUUUCUCUUUUAUAUUAUGACACUCUCUCUCUCUCUCCCAUUGCUUUCUCUUUAUCUUUGCCUUCAUUUCUCACUCUCCCUUUAUCACUAUAUUCUCUUUCUCAGUCUAUUCAUUUGACUGCUCUAUCCACAGAAAGUUAUGAAAAUAACAUUCACUCUUUAAGUUUUUUCUUUUUUUUCUUUCCUUUCAAUCUCUCUUUAUUUUCAUUCCUUUUUUCUCCAGAUCUUUCCAUUUCUUUCUAUCCCCAUCUUUCCUCUCUUCUCUCUUUUUCACUCUGUCUCUUCCCCUGCUCUCUUUUUCUCACUGAUAGACUUUAA
Acanthosepion pharaonis is the source of this 783-nucleotide messenger RNA. NCBI's taxonomy places the organism in Eukaryota, Metazoa, Mollusca, Cephalopoda, Sepiida, Sepiidae. The record is from the annotation of a GenBank genome assembly.